GCAUCAAACGCAAACUUAGCCUCUCUCUUCCCCUCGGACGUGUCGGGAACAGGCGGUAAUUGGAAAAAGUCGCCGGUGAUGACGAGCUGUAUCCCGCCCCAUGGUCUCCCAUUGUUCCUAAUGGUCCUGCCAAUCUGCGACAGCUUGUCAAACAGGUCACCGUCCACCAUGGAGACCUCGUCAAUGAUCAAAACCUUGGUC
Messenger RNA from Sodiomyces alkalinus F11, 201 nucleotides. RefSeq lists its product as hypothetical. The record is from RefSeq and is a predicted model, not a curated record. The annotation marks the transcript as partial. The transcript has a single exon. NCBI's taxonomy places the organism in Eukaryota, Fungi, Ascomycota, Sordariomycetes, Glomerellales, Plectosphaerellaceae.